CCCCCACCGUGAGGAGCCGGAGCCGCGAUAGCGGCAGUACUUCCAACAGGCUUUGGCCAGACUCAGGUCCUUGGUUAUAAACCACCAUGGCUCAGAGAGAUGCUGAUAAAUACCUGUAUGUGGACAGAAACCUCAUCAACAAUCCUCUGGCUCAGGCUGACUGGGCAGCCAAGAAGCUGGUGUGGGUUCCAUCAGAGAAAAAUGGGUUUGAACCAGCUAGCUUGAAGGAAGAAGUGGGUGAUGAAGCAAUUGUUGAGCUUGCUGAAAAUGGAAAGAAAGUGAGAGUGAACAAAGACGAUAUCCAAAAGAUGAACCCACCCAAGUUCUCUAAAGUGGAAGACAUGGCAGAACUGACCUGCUUGAACGAGGCCUCUGUGCUACACAAUCUGAAGGAGCGAUACUACUCAGGGCUCAUUUACACUUACUCAGGCCUCUUCUGUGUUGUCAUAAAUCCCUACAAGAACUUGCCUAUCUAUUCAGAGGAGAUCGUGGACAUGUACAAAGGCAAGAAGAGGCACGAGAUGCCCCCUCACAUCUACGCCAUCACAGACACUGCCUACAGGAGCAUGAUGCAAGACCGAGAGGACCAGUCCAUUCUCUGCACAGGUGAAUCAGGAGCUGGUAAGACAGAGAAUACUAAGAAGGUCAUUCAGUAUCUGGCUCAUGUUGCUUCAUCACACAAGAGCAAAAAAGAUCAAGGGGAGCUCGAGAGGCAGCUUCUUCAGGCCAACCCUAUCCUGGAGGCCUUUGGGAAUGCCAAAACGGUUAAGAAUGAUAACUCCUCAAGAUUUGGAAAAUUUAUCAGAAUCAACUUUGAUGUGAAUGGCUAUAUUGUUGGAGCGAAUAUCGAGACCUAUCUGUUGGAGAAAUCACGAGCUAUUCGCCAGGCCAAAGAAGAGCGGACGUUCCAUAUCUUCUACUACUUGCUGACCGGGGCAGGGGAGCACCUGAAGAAUGAUUUGCUGCUGGAGCCAUACAACAAGUAUCGCUUCCUUUCCAAUGGACAUGUUACAAUUCCGGGUCAGCAGGACAAGGACAUGUUUCAGGAGACCAUGGAAGCCAUGAGGAUUAUGGGCAUUCCAGAUGAAGAACAGAUUGGCCUCCUAAAGGUUAUCUCUGGUGUUCUUCAGCUUGGCAACAUUGCCUUCAAGAAGGAGCGUAACACAGACCAGGCCUCCAUGCCAGACAACACAGCUGCUCAGAAAGUUUCUCAUCUUCUGGGUAUCAACGUGACGGAUUUCACCAGAGGAAUUCUCACCCCUCGCAUCAAAGUGGGGCGGGACUAUGUCCAAAAGGCUCAAACUAAAGAGCAGGCGGACUUUGCCAUUGAGGCGCUGGCUAAAGCCACUUACGAGCGUAUGUUCCGUUGGUUGGUGAUGCGCAUCAACAAGGCACUGGACAAGACAAAGAGACAAGGAGCAUCGUUCAUAGGAAUCCUUGACAUCGCUGGCUUCGAAAUCUUUGAGCUGAAUUCGUUUGAGCAGUUGUGUAUUAACUACACAAAUGAGAAGCUGCAGCAGCUCUUCAACCACACCAUGUUCAUCCUGGAGCAAGAAGAAUACCAGCGUGAGGGCAUAGAAUGGAACUUCAUCGACUUUGGCCUGGACUUGCAGCCCUGCAUUGAUCUCAUAGAAAAACCAGCUGGUCCCCCAGGCAUAUUUGCCCUACUGGAUGAAGAGUGCUGGUUCCCAAAGGCUACUGAUAAAAGCUUCGUGGAAAAAGUGGUGCAGGAGCAAGGCAGUCACCCUAAAUUCCAAAAGCCAAAGCAGCUAAAAGACAAAGCUGACUUCUGCAUUAUACACUAUGCCGGCAAGGUUGAUUACAAAGCAGAUGAGUGGCUCAUGAAGAACAUGGAUCCUCUGAAUGAUAACAUCGCUACCCUCCUGCACCAGUCCUCUGAUAAGUUUGUGUCCGAACUGUGGAAAGAUGUCGACCGUAUAGUUGGGCUGGAUCAAGUGGCUGGCAUGUCGGAUACCGCACUGCCCGGAGCCUUUAAGACCAGGAAGGGCAUGUUCCGGACAGUGGGACAGCUGUACAAAGAGCAGCUGGCCAAGCUGAUGGCUACCCUGAGGAACACCAACCCCAACUUUGUCCGUUGCAUCAUCCCCAACCAUGAAAAGAAGGCUGGGAAACUGGACCCACACCUAGUCUUGGAUCAGCUCCGCUGCAAUGGAGUACUGGAGGGAAUCCGUAUUUGCAGGCAAGGUUUCCCCAACAGAGUGGUCUUCCAGGAGUUCAGACAAAGAUAUGAGAUUCUGACUCCAAAUUCCAUUCCCAAAGGGUUCAUGGAUGGAAAACAAGCCUGUGUGCUGAUGAUUAAAGCCUUAGAGCUGGAUCCAAAUCUUUACCGAAUUGGACAGAGCAAAGUAUUUUUCCGCGCAGGUGUCCUUGCUCACCUUGAGGAAGAAAGAGACUUGAAAAUCACAGAUGUCAUUAUUGGGUUCCAAGCAUGCUGCAGAGGCUACUUGGCUAGAAAGGCUUUUGCCAAGCGCCAGCAGCAGCUAACUGCAAUGAAGGUUCUCCAGAGGAAUUGUGCUGCAUACCUGAAGCUUCGCAACUGGCAGUGGUGGAGACUCUUUACCAAGGUCAAGCCUUUGUUGCAAGUGAGCAGGCAAGAGGAGGAGAUGCUGGCCAAGGAAGAAGAACUGGUGAAGGUCAAGGAAAAGCAGCUGGCUGCAGAAAACAGGCUAAGUGAAAUGGAAGUUUUCCAGAGCCAGCUGGCGGCAGAGAAGAUGCAGCUCCAGGAGCAGUUACAAGCCGAGAUAGAACUCUGUGCCGAAGCCGAGGAGAUCAGAUCCCGUCUGACAGCAAAGAAACAGGAGCUGGAGGAGAUCUGCCACGACUUGGAGGCCAGAGUGGAGGAGGAGGAGGAACGGUGCCAGCACCUGCAGAUUGAGAAGAGGAAGAUGCAGCAGAACAUCCAGGAGCUUGAAGAGCAGUUGGAGGAAGAAGAAAGUGCGAGGCAAAAGCUGCAGCUGGAGAAGGUGACCACUGAAGCAAAGCUGAAGAAACUGGAGGAAGAUUUGAUUGUUGUAGAAGAUCAGAACUGCAAAAUGGCCAAGGAGAAGAAGCUUCUCGAAGAAAGGAUUGCAGAAUUCACCACCAACUUAACAGAGGAAGAAGAGAAGUCAAAGAGUUUAGCUAAACUCAAGAACAAACAUGAGGCAAUGAUAACAGAGUUGGAAGAGCGGCUGCGGCGGGAAGAAAAGCAACGGCAAGAGCUGGAGAAGACUCGCCGGAAGCUUGAGGGGGACUCAACAGAUUUGCACGAUCAGAUCGCUGAACUGCAGGCUCAAAUAGCAGAGCUCAAAAUGCAGCUGGCGAAGAAAGAGGAGGAGCUGCAGGCGGCUUUGGCGAGGGUGGAAGAAGAGUCUGCUCAGAAGAACAUGGCUAUGAAGAAGAUCCGUGAGCUGGAGUCUCAACUGACGGAGCUGCAGGAAGACCUGGAGUCUGAGCGGGCAGCCAGGAACAAAGCGGAGAAGCAAAAACGGGAUUUGGGUGAAGAGCUUGAGGCUCUAAAGACUGAGCUAGAGGACACGCUAGACUCGACUGCUGCGCAGCAGGAACUCAGGUCAAAACGUGAGCAAGAAGUGACUCUUCUGAAGAAGACUCUGGAUGAUGAGGCGAAGACCCAUGAGGCCCAGAUUCAGGAGAUGAGACAGAAACACGCGCAGGCCGUGGAGGAGCUGGCAGAGCAGCUGGAGCAAACCAAGCGGGUGAAAGUGAAUCUCGAGAAGGCCAAGCAGGCCUUGGAGAGCGAACGUGUUGAGCUCUCCAAUGAGGUGAAGGUCUUGCUGCAAACCAAAGGAGACUCUGAGCACAAAAGGAAGAAGGCCGACACCCAGCUGCAGGAGCUGCAAGUGAAAUUUGCAGAGGGCGAGCGGGUGCGGACCGAGCUGGCAGAGAGAGUCAACAAACUGCAGGUUGAGUUGGACAAUGUCACCGGCCUCCUGAACCAUUCUGACAGCAAGUCAAUCAAACUAGCCAAAGAUUUCUCUACGUUGGAGUCACAGCUGCAGGAUACACAGGAGUUGCUUCAGGAGGAAACACGUCAGAAACUGAGCCUCAGCACCAAGCUGAAGCAGAUGGAGGAUGAGAAGAACAGCUUCAGAGAGCAGCUUGAAGAGGAGGAGGAAGCAAAGAGGAACUUGGAGAAACAGAUUUCUGCCCUUCAGUUCCAGAUAGCAGAAGCGAAGAAGAAGAUGGACGAGGGCCUAGGCUGCCUAGAGUCAGUGGAGGAAGUGAAGAAAAAGCUGCAGAAAGACUUGGAGGCCAUGAGCCAGCGUUACGAGGAAAAGGCAGCCGCCUACGACAAGCUAGAAAAGACCAAGACCCGGCUGCAGCAGGAGCUGGAUGACAUCACCGUGGAUUUGGAUCACCAGCGGCAGAUCGUCUCCAACCUGGAGAAAAAGCAGAAGAAGUUUGAUCAGCUGCUGGCAGAGGAGAAAACUAUCUCUGCAAAAUAUGCCGAGGAACGGGAUCGCGCUGAAGCAGAAGCCCGGGAGAAGGAAACCAAGGCGCUCUCCUUGGCCAGAGCUCUUGAGGAAGCCAUAGAGCAGAAGGCAGAGCUCGAGCGGGUCAAUAAGCAGUUCCGCACAGAGAUGGAAGACCUGAUGAGUUCGAAGGAUGAUGUUGGCAAGAGUGUCCAUGAGUUGGAGAAAUCUAAGAGAGCUUUGGAGCAGCAGAUGGAGGAGAUGAAGACUCAGCUGGAAGAACUCGAAGAUGAGCUGCAGGCCACAGAAGAUGCCAAGCUGCGUUUAGAGGUGAACCAGCAAGCCAUGAAGGCACAGUUUGAGCGGGAUCUCCAAGCCCGCGAUGAGCAGAAUGAAGAGAAGAGGAAGCAGCUGACGAGACAGGUGCGAGAGAUGGAAGUGGAAUUGGAAGAUGAGAGGAAGCAGCGCUCUAUUGCUGUGGCUGCCAGAAAGAAGCUGGAAAUGGACCUCAAGGAUCUGGAGGCUCACAUCGACUCUGCUAAUAAGAACCGUGAUGAAGCCAUCAAGCAGCUCCGGAAGUUGCAGGCCCAAAUGAAGGAUUACAUGCGGGAGCUGGAUGAUACCCGUGCCUCCAGAGAAGAAAUUUUGGCACAAGCCAAGGAGAAUGAGAAGAAGUUGAAGAGCAUGGAAGCGGAAAUGAUACAAAUGCAGGAGGAACUGGCAGCUGCGGAGCGUGCCAAGCGCCAGGCUCAGCAAGAGAGGGAUGAGCUAGCCGACGAGAUUGCCAAUAGCAGCGGCAAGGGUGCUCUGGCCUUGGAGGAGAAGCGCCGUUUGGAGGCUCGGAUAGCUCAGCUGGAGGAAGAACUGGAGGAAGAACAGAGCAACACCGAGUUAAUGAAUGACCGGUUCAAGAAAGCGAAUCUGCAGAUCGAUCAGAUAAACACUGACUUGAAUGCAGAGCGUAGUAAUGCUCAGAAGAAUGAAAAUGCUCGCCAGCAGCUUGAGCGUCAGAACAAAGAACUGAAGGCCAAACUGCAGGAAAUGGAGAGUGCUGUGAAGUCUAAAUACAAGUCUUCCAUCACUGCUCUGGAGGCAAAGAUAGCACAGCUGGAGGAGCAGCUGGAUGCUGAAACCAAGGAGCGCCAGGCUGCCAGCAAGCAGGUCCGGCGUACUGAGAAGAAGCUGAAGGACGUUCUCCUGCAGGUGGAGGACGAGAGGCGUAAUGCUGAGCAGUACAAGGACCAGGCAGACAAGGUGAAUGUGCGCUUGAAGCAGCUUAAACGCCAGCUGGAGGAGGCAGAGGAGGAGGCGCAGCGAACCAACGCGGCACGUAGGAAGCUGCAGCGGGAGCUAGAGGAUGUCACCGAAACUGCCGAUGCCAUGCAUCGCGAGGUCAGCUCCCUCAAGAGCAAACUCAGGCGAGGGGACUUGCCAUUUGUGCCACGACGGAUUGCCAGGAAGGGCCCAGGGGAAGUGUCGGAUGAUGAAGUGGAUGGCAAGGCAGAUGCCGGCGAUACCAAAGCUACUGAAUAGAGCGGCUUCUUGAUCCAGGUUGCACGUGACGGAGUGGCCCACCUUCCCUUUGUCUAGUGGACUUCUGCACAUCCUUCUAAAACCUGCCAGGGACAGUGGAGCAUGUCUGUCAAACUGUCCCCUGGAAUAUCUGGAGCCAUUGGACAUUAGCGUCAUCCCACCCAACUUCCAAACUCUUGUAUUGAAUGCCAAAGAGUUGUGACUCUGCAGUCUGAUCAGAGUCUGGGAGUUACAGGUGCCUGUAGCACAGUCCUUGUCAUGGCUGCUGGUGAAUUUUACAUAGUUUGGAGGGUGACGGGUGGGGAAAGAGACUCCUCCUGUUGCUGUAAAAUCAACUGGUUUCUUCCAUUAAUUAGUUCGAUAGAUGCAGGGUCCAACCCCUUCCCCCCCUUCCUCGUUUGCUUUUGGCAAUCAUGCUCAGUGACCUCACA
Messenger RNA from Euleptes europaea (tarantolino), 6397 nucleotides. It is a transcript of the gene MYH9, whose product is annotated as myosin heavy chain 9. Bases 87 to 5966 code for a protein of 1959 amino acids. The transcript is spliced from 41 exons. Gene Ontology annotation, cellular component: myosin complex. Gene Ontology annotation, molecular function: ATP binding; actin filament binding; cytoskeletal motor activity. NCBI's taxonomy places the organism in Eukaryota, Metazoa, Chordata, Lepidosauria, Squamata, Sphaerodactylidae. The record is from RefSeq and is a predicted model, not a curated record.